Messenger RNA from Lingula anatina, 1435 nucleotides. RefSeq names its product isopentenyl-diphosphate Delta-isomerase 1-like. The record is from RefSeq and is a predicted model, not a curated record. Gene Ontology annotation, molecular function: isopentenyl-diphosphate delta-isomerase activity. NCBI's taxonomy places the organism in Eukaryota, Metazoa, Brachiopoda, Lingulata, Lingulida, Lingulidae. Gene Ontology annotation, cellular component: cytoplasm. Gene Ontology annotation, biological process: isoprenoid biosynthetic process; isopentenyl diphosphate biosynthetic process.
CGAUCUACGAUCUAAAACACGCGAUUAUUCACAUCAGCUGAUGUCGUUCGAUGAGAAUCAACAAAUCACCGGUGGCGAUCAGAAAAUGUAAACAAAGAAAUGACCGGGGUGUUUAAAAACCUGCUAAGACGGGGCCUCUUCCAGGGAAGGUUCCAGACAGCAAGCAUGUCACAAAUAACAGCAGGUCUAGACGCCACCCAAGUACAGCUCCUCCAGGAGGAGUGUAUCCUCAUAGAUGACAAUGACAAAAAUAUAGGUACUGCCAGCAAGAAAGACUGCCAUCUACUAGAAAACAUUAAUAAAGGCAUGCUACACAGAGCUUUCAGUGUGUUCUUGUUCAACAGCAGUGGGCAACUUCUCUUACAGCAGAGGUCUGAUGAGAAAAUCACAUUCCCAAGUCAUUUUACAAACAGCUGCUGCAGCCACCCUCUGAACAUUCCCGGGGAGACAGACGAGACCAGGGCAUUGGGAGUAAAGAGGGCAGCACAGAGGAAGCUACAGCACGAGCUGGGCAUACCACCACAUCAGGUUCCAGUGGAAGAGUUUCAGUACUUGACCCGCAUUCAUUACCAAUCUGGAAAUGUACCGAAGGACGGCAAGUGGGGCGAACAUGAAAUAGACUACAUCCUUUUUAUCCAGGCUGACGUGGAUGUGGAACCCAAUCAAAAUGAAGUCAAAAGUUACAGAUAUGUGAAUAAAGAACAGUUGAAAAGCUUUUUAGCUGGUGCUGAGAAAGAAGGGCAUCUCAUUACACCAUGGUUCAAGCUGAUUGUGGACAACUUUUUGUACAAGUGGUGGGACAACCUUACUGAUCUUAGUAUCUUCAAAGACCACAGCCAUAUUCACAGAAUGAUCUGAGAAAACAAUUGAUAUUUAUUAAGGUCUUUCACACAAUAAUUGGGAUUCUUGGAACACAAAGGAAGGACAGAAACAGGUGCAUUGUCAUUUGCGCAGUAUCCUUUAUCGGAAUUGGGUCUAUCUAGCCAUAUUCAGAGAGAGUGAUUUUAGAAAAUUUUAAUUCAUUGGGUGACUCAGGACCAAGAAGUGGUUCAUGACCGUUACCAUUGACCCCCUGAAUUAAGAAUGUGAGAAAUAUGAGAAAAUGAUUUAUUUCAUAAAUUAUAAACAUUUCAUGAUUUGUGAAAUAUGCAGAGUCAGCUUUUAGAUAUUUUUAUUCUUACAGUUACAUAGUAACAGAGAUUUCUGGAAGGAUUUCUGACAUAUUUGGGGAGCCAAAAAUAUCAUUAGCCCUGGUGGACCCCUGGACCCCACGCCAUGUUUUCUGACUUUUUCACUAAAUGACAGUCUCAUCCCUAUAGAAGGAUGACAUUUUGUUGUAUACUGAAUAUGCAUUUUGCCUUGAAUAUAUACUGACAGUCAAUAAAAAUGCAUCAUUUAUUUAUCAAAUAAUAUUUUAAGUUCCUUUAGCACAUUA